Molecule: messenger RNA, 2463 nt
Organism: Onthophagus taurus
Lineage: Eukaryota; Metazoa; Arthropoda; Insecta; Coleoptera; Scarabaeidae
Gene: RIC-3
Product: RIC3 acetylcholine receptor chaperone
Biological process (GO): protein localization to cell surface; synaptic transmission, cholinergic
Cellular component (GO): intracellular membrane-bounded organelle; neuronal cell body; neuron projection
Source: RefSeq, a predicted model, not a curated record
GGGCGUCCUGCCACGUCGCCAACAGAAACAUUUAUUAUAGUCCGAACCGAUGUAGUAGCAAGAAGUAGUAGUCGCGUGCGUGUGUGUGUUUACGUUUUAAUUUUUAAAAAUUUCGAAAAAAAAAAAAUAAAAUACAACGAUUAAAUAAACUAUAUAACAAUGGAUGGACCUACGACCGCCGAAGCUCCGAGAGCUUCUCACCCCCGAAGAGCUUACCAGACGGUAACCGACGAUAUCACCCCGAAGAAAUCCAUGCUCGUGGUCGUUAUCGUUGUGGGAUGCUUUGCCGUUUUAUGGCCGAAAGUUUUUUAUCCGAUGUUGGUAGGAAAUGCUAAUCAAGCCAUUAAACCUAAUGCCAGAGAUAAAGCAGAAGGUUGCUGUUACGUCUUCUCCGAAACAGACGUAAAUACUAUAGAACUGAUGUCGGAGUUAUGCAGCAGCAUAAUCGAUCAAUCGAAAGGUCCACUGUCCGGCAAAGAAAUCGUGAAUCGGUGUCGAAAAGAGGUUUUGGAGACCUGCGGCAUCGACAUCUCCGGGGUCCUGCAGGAACAAAUCCGUUUCGGCAGGACCAUCAAGCAGAUUUUAAACGAAGUCCGCUCAUUAAACGGUUCUUUAUGUCUCAAGUAUCAUUUUGGAGUGUCCCCUUGGCGACUUGGUGUUGGCCAUAAAGUUAACACCAAUUACACAGAUAAUAUAAAACAAGAACGACCACCGAAUAUGCGACCGGAAAUAAUUCACCCAGCUUUUAGAGAACGGGGUAGUGCAAUUCCAAAGCCGCAGGGAAGCGCACAAAUGCAGAGGAAACAUAUCAGGACCGUGGAAGGAAGGCCGGGUCCUGUACCAGGCAUGCGCCCCACAAUGGGUGGUCCAGGACAUGUUGUUCCACCGUCUCAGAAAGGUGGAAGCACAAUGGGAGUUUUGAUGCCAAUUUAUACCAUUGGUAUUGUUAUUUUCUUCACUUACACGUUAAUGAAGUUGAUAUUUAAACGUGAAAAUACUGGUGUUCGUGGAAAUCUUUAUCCACCAGUCGAUCCUGAUCCCAGAUUUAGAAGAGAAGUUUUUGAGAAUGAACGAUGCAAAUUUAAACCAAGAUUAUCGCGGGAUCCAACCGGAAGGAUUGGAUGGAAAGAACGUGACGCAACUGAAUGUAAUGGUGGAUGUCGGCGGCCGAUAACAGAUUUGGACCAGCUAAGGAAUCGCCUUCAGGAAACGGAAAGAGCGAUGGAACGCGUCGUCCAUCAAAUGUCCCGCGUCCCUUUGGUCCUCCAGGCGAAAACCGAUCGGAACGUUGCUAACGGUAACCUGAUGAAUGGAACCGUGCACAAGGACCAAGAACAGGCGUCCGUAAAAGUCCUUGGCAUGGAAACGACGGCAAGCUGCGAAGGAGGCGAGAAAUGGACCAAACCCGGCGAACCGGUUAUGUCACACCCGGUUCCAAAAAUUGAAGUAGCGCCCCCUCAAGAAAUUUAUCUCCAAGGAGCUUUACCUGCUCAAUCACAAAUUUUAGUCACCGAUUACGCAACAGUUACACAAUCAACAACAAGUGAUACAACUUCAGAUCCAGCUGUUGUACUUGCAGGAAAAAUGACUCUUUCUGUUAUCAGUAUGGAUAAUGUACAAGAUCAAGAUAUUGAAACUAACAAUGGUGAGUUACCAGAAUCAACUGGAGAAGAAGCCGUCGAAGAUGCUGAAGAAUCCAAAUAUACAACGGCGAGCAGUGCUACAGUAGCUGAACACGAAGUUUCAGACGAACAAGGAACCGACGAUGAAGAUGCUAACGAUGAAGUAGAAAGGAUACACGAUUUAGAUUUAGAUGUAAAUCACAUAUCAACUUUUGAUGAACCCGAAGAAAUUGGCCAAAAUGACGAGAACCAAAUCGAUGAUGUUAUUGAAAAUAAUUUCGUCGUUGUUGAAGAAAACAAUGUAAGUAAAGAUGAGGUCGAAGUUGAAGUGGAAGAAGAAGAAUUAGAUGACGAAGAGGAGGUUGAAGAAGAAAUUGAAGAAGAGGAAAUUGCAGAUGAAGAAAUUGAAGAAGAGGAAGUUGAAGAAGAAGAAGUUGAAGAAGUAGAUGAAGAAGAAGGUGGCAAAGAGAAAUUUGAAGAAAAAUUAGAAAAAGAAAAAAAUGUUGUUGAAGAAGGUAGUGAAGUUGUUGAAGAUAUUUCUUUGCAAAAAAACAUAGAAAGUGAAAUCACCGAUAAAGACAAAAGUGGCCAACAAAAAGAACAAUCUUCGUAAUAGUGUUCUGAAUAGUUUACCCAUAGAGUAAAUUAAUUUUAGAACAUAACGACUCCAGUUUAUACCGUGUGAUAUUAAAAUUUGAACGUGUGCUAUUUACCCGAGAAUUAAUUUUAUCUUAGGUGAAGAGUGGUCGUAAUCUGUUGUUAUAUUUUACCAUAUGUGAUCAUAUCCUCUAGUCAGUACCUACCAAUUUUAUUAGAAAACAAUAAAUAUAACCACCGUUGA